AUGAAAACAAACGUGGAAAGCUUUUGGGUUUUCGCCCUAGCCUUCAAAUUCAAAUCCUUAUUUUCCACAAACUUCGCAUGUUUUACAUUACUCUUGGUCCUAACGUGGAUUGCCAAAAAUUUGAUUUUCUGGGCACAUCCAGGCGGCCCUGCUUGGGGAAAACACAAAUGGAGAAAAUUCAGUUCAAUCCCAAUUAACAAACCUAUUCCUGGUCCAAAGGGUGCUCCAAUUAUUGGGAGUAUGAAACUCAUGAUGGGUUUAGCCCACCAAAAAAUUGCAGCCAUGGCUCAAUCCUUCCAGGCCAAACGUCUAAUGGCGUUUAGCCUGGGUGAAACACGAGUAAUCGUCACUUGCAAUCCCGAUGUAGCAAAAGAAAUCUUGAACAGUUCUGCAUUUGCUGAUCGCCCGGUGAAAGAAUCCGCCUACUGCCUUAUGUUCAACAGGGCUAUUGGUUUUGCUCCCUAUGGCGUUUACUGGCGAACACUUAGAAGAAUUGCUGCCACCCACCUCUUCUGCCCGAAACAGAUUAAGGCUUCGGAAACUCAAAGGUUGGAAAUUGCUAAUCAGAUAGUGGCAAUAUUUCGAGCGCGAAAAGGUGAUAUUCGUGUUCGGGAUUCACUGAAAUUAGCAUCCCUUAAUAACAUGAUGUACUCUGUAUUUGGACGAAAGUACAAGCUGGAUUCUCGUGAUGCUAAGAUGGAGGAGUUCAGAGAAUUGGUAGAUGAAGGGUACGAGUUGUUGGGUACACUAAAUUGGUCAGAUCAUCUUCCUUCGUUUGCUGAUUUUGACGUACAGAAAAUCCGGUUCAGGUGCUCCAAGCUGGCCGCCAGAGUAAACCAGUCUCUUCGCCGGAUUAUUGACGAGCGCAAGGCAGAAACCGCCCUGCUCCACCGUGAUUUCUUGGAUGUCUUGCUGUCUCUUCAAGAGCCUGAUAGAUUGUCUGAUUCCGACAUGCUUGCCGUACUUUGGGAAAUGAUAUUUAGAGGAACUGAUACUGUGGCAGUUUUGAUUGAGUGGAUAUUGGCAAGAAUGGUGUUGCACCCUGAUGUUCAAGCAAGGGUUCAUGAUGAAUUGGACAAGGUUGUGGGGAGGUCGAGUGCUGUGACCGAGUCCCAUAUAACAGAAAUGGUGUAUUUAGCGGCCGUGGUGAAGGAAGUAUUGAGAUUGCACCCGCCAGGCCCACUUCUCUCUCAAAACAACGUAGAACUCUCCGAAAUGCUAAGGCUAUCUUGUGAAAUGGCUAACCCACUUAAGGUCCGUGUCCGACCCAGGCGUGCCCCUCGAGCCUAA
Molecule: messenger RNA, 1290 nt
Organism: Fraxinus pennsylvanica
Lineage: Eukaryota; Viridiplantae; Streptophyta; Magnoliopsida; Lamiales; Oleaceae
Source: the annotation of a GenBank genome assembly